Penicillium samsonianum is the source of this 2688-nucleotide messenger RNA. RefSeq names its product glycogen phosphorylase (gene glpV). The record is from RefSeq and is a predicted model, not a curated record. The transcript is spliced from 8 exons. The coding region runs from base 1 to 2688 and encodes 895 amino acids. Gene Ontology annotation, molecular function: glycogen phosphorylase activity; pyridoxal phosphate binding. Gene Ontology annotation, cellular component: cytoplasm. NCBI's taxonomy places the organism in Eukaryota, Fungi, Ascomycota, Eurotiomycetes, Eurotiales, Aspergillaceae. Gene Ontology annotation, biological process: glycogen catabolic process.
AUGUCAAUGACCAUCCCAGAUGCAGUUGCACCGACCGAACCAACCCAACCAACCCAACCUAGUCGGGAGCGAAGAUCUUCCGUAGGAGCUCCUAUUGCCGAUCUCCAAGGUCCUGUCGGCCCGGGAUUCAGUCGUCCCAAGCACAAGCGAACAUUCACCGGCUUUGGGCCUUCCGAGAUUAAGAAUGUUGAAGCUAGCAUUCCCGAGCCACUACGAGAGGCCUGGAGAAACCAUUCGGCUACUGAAUUCACCAAUAAAGAAGAAUUCGAGAAAGAUUUCGUGCGCCAUAUUGAAACGACCCUCGCUCGGUCGCUGUAUAAUUGCGAUGAAUUGGCCGCAUACUCGGGAACCGCGCUUGCUUUUAGAGACCGGUUGAUCAUCGAGUGGAACAAGACUCAGCAGCGUCAGACUUUCACCGAUCAGAAGCGAGUUUACUAUUUGUCGCUUGAGUUCCUCAUGGGACGUACGUUGGACAAUGCUAUGUUGAAUGUUGGCUUGAAGGAUGCUGCUCGAGAUGGAUUGAGCGAUCUUGGAUUCCGAGUCGAGGACGUCAUUAACCAGGAGCACGAUGCAGCCUUGGGCAACGGUGGUCUGGGGCGCCUGGCGGCGUGCUUUUUGGACAGUAUGGCGACGCUGAACUACCCAGCCUGGGGGUACGGGCUGCGUUACCGCUAUGGUAUCUUCAAGCAGGAGAUUGUCAAUGGCUACCAGGUGGAGAUUCCAGACUACUGGCUGGAUAACAACCCCUGGGAAUUCCCGCGACACGAAAUCACAGUCGACAUCCAGUUCUAUGGUAACGUCAAGAAAUACCAGGAUGAGAGUGGCAAGAUCUCGCAUUCGUGGGAGGAUGGUGAGAUUGUUCAAGCUAUCGCGUACGAUGUCCCCAUUCCCGGGUACGGCACGAAGACCACCAACAACCUUCGUCUGUGGUCUAGCAAGGCCAGUAGCGGAGAGUUUGACUUCCAGAAGUUCAAUGCUGGAGACUAUGAAAGCGCAGUGGCGGACCAGCAGAGAGCGGAAACAAUUUCAGCUGUUCUCUAUCCCAAUGAUAACCUCGAGCGAGGCAAAGAACUGCGUCUGAAGCAGCAGUACUUCUGGUGUGCUGCCUCGCUGUUUGACAUCGUUCGGCGGUUCAAGAAGACAAAACGGGCCUGGGGCGAGUUCCCUGAUCAGGUCGCCAUCCAGCUUAACGACACCCACCCAACCCUUGCAAUUGUUGAGUUGCAGCGCAUCUUGAUUGACAAGGAGGGCUUGGAAUGGGAUGAGGCGUGGAACAUUGUGACCAAGACCUUCGGGUAUACUAAUCACACCGUCCUUCCCGAAGCGCUGGAGAAAUGGUCUGUCCCGCUGAUGCAGAACCUGCUUCCGCGACACUUGCAAAUUAUCUACGAGGUGAAUCUGUUCUUCUUGCAAUCCGUUGAGAAGCGAUUCCCCAAUGAUCGUGAAAUCCUGUCGCGCGUCUCGAUCAUUGAAGAGUCGCAUCCCAAGAUGGUGCGCAUGGCCUACCUGGCCAUCAUUGGCUCCCACAAAGUCAACGGUGUGGCCGAGCUGCAUUCAGACCUGCUCAAGACCACUCUCUUCAAGGACUUUGUGAAGAUCUAUGGACCAGACCGUUUCACCAAUGUUACCAAUGGUAUCACCCCGAGACGCUGGCUCCACCAGGCCAACCCUAGGUUGUCUGCAUUGAUUGCAGAGAAGCUUGGAGGCUAUGACUUCCUGAAGGAUCUUACCCUUUUGGACAAGAUAGAGGCCUUUGUCGACGACAAGGCCUUCCGCGAAGAGUGGGCGGUCAUCAAGCGGGAGAACAAACUGCGCCUAGCCAGACACAUCAAGACCACCACAGGAUUCGAUGUCAAUCCCAAUGCGCUCUUUGACGUGCAGGUGAAGCGUAUCCAUGAGUACAAGCGCCAGCAGCUCAACAUCUUUGGAGUCAUUCACCGCUACUUGAGUAUCAAAGCCAUGUCAGCCGAAGAGAAGAAGAAAGUGGUGCCUCGGGUUUCCAUCUUCGGAGGCAAGGCAGCCCCCGGUUACUGGAUGGCGAAGACCAUUAUUCAUCUCAUCAACAAGGUGGCCGAUGUAGUGAACAAGGACCCAGAGAUUGGCGACCUUCUAAAGGUUAUCUUCAUCGCGGAUUACAACGUCAGCAAGGCGGAGAUUAUCUGCCCUGCUUCGGAUAUUAGCGAGCACAUCUCAACUGCCGGUACCGAAGGCAGCGGCACGAGCAACAUGAAGUUCGUCCUGAACGGCGGUCUGAUCAUCGGCACCUGCGACGGAGCCAACAUCGAAAUCACCCGCGAAAUCGGCGAGCAGAACAUCUUCCUCUUCGGCAAUCUCGCAGAAGACGUCGAGGACCUGCGCCACCGACACUUCUACGGCAACUUCAAGCUGGACCCACACUUGGAGCGCGUGUUCGACGCAAUCAAAGACAACAUGUUCGGCGACAAAGCUGACUUCUCCGCGCUCACCAGCUCCAUCGAAGAGCACGGCGACUACUACCUCGUCUCGGACGAUUUCAACUCCUACAUCACCACGCACGAGAUGGUCGACGAGGCCUUCCAGAAUCAGGAGGAGUGGCUGGCCAAGUCGAUUACCUCUGUCGCGCGCAUGGGAUUCUUCUCUAUGGACCGCGUGACUAAUGAGUACGCUGAUAGUAUCUGGAAUGUCGAGCCUCUGGAUGUUACGGACUAA